Molecule: messenger RNA, 318 nt
Organism: Thlaspi arvense
Lineage: Eukaryota; Viridiplantae; Streptophyta; Magnoliopsida; Brassicales; Brassicaceae
Source: the annotation of a GenBank genome assembly
AUGAAGGGCUUGAUCGAGAAUUAUAAAGAGCUUGAAGGCUAUAGUAUCACGGUUAACGAGGCUCAGUCAAGAGACAUCAAUGAUGGUGGUGUUGGUCGCCAUAGCAACAGUGAUGAUGGUCGUUACUACAGCGGUGGUUGUAGUAGUGCUUACCGCACAACGAUAGUGGUAGAUAUGGGAGAAGCAUGAUGGAUGAAACACAAUGACAAAAUAUUUUAUUUUUUAUUUUUAUGUUUUUAAAAUUUAAUAGUGUAUUAUUUUAGUUUUAUUGUAUAUAUUAUAAACUAUUAUUAUCAAUAAAGACUUUUUUUAAUUACA